Mangifera indica (mango) is the source of this 1689-nucleotide messenger RNA. Its product is annotated as 26S proteasome non-ATPase regulatory subunit 4 homolog. The transcript is spliced from 10 exons. Gene Ontology annotation, molecular function: polyubiquitin modification-dependent protein binding. The record is from RefSeq and is a predicted model, not a curated record. Gene Ontology annotation, biological process: proteasome-mediated ubiquitin-dependent protein catabolic process. Gene Ontology annotation, cellular component: proteasome regulatory particle, base subcomplex; nucleus; cytosol. NCBI's taxonomy places the organism in Eukaryota, Viridiplantae, Streptophyta, Magnoliopsida, Sapindales, Anacardiaceae. The coding region runs from base 150 to 1358 and encodes 402 amino acids.
UCCAAAUUGUUUAUGCAUUUGGAAAACCUCAACAAAGCCUCUUCUCCAAGAAACUCUCGCAUUUCAUAGACAGAGAGAGAAAGCAUUCAAAUAGAGUUAAGCUUUCACAAAAUUUCCUCUUCCUUGACUGCUAAAUCCCUGACAAAACCAUGGUUCUCGAGGCGACUAUGAUAUGUAUUGACAAUUCAGAAUGGAUGAGAAAUGGGGAUUACUCCCCAUCUCGAUUAAGGGCCCAGUCAGACGCCGUUAGUCUCAUUUGUGGAGCCAAAACACAAUCUAAUCCGGAGAAUACAGUGGGAGUACUGACGAUGGCGGGAAAAGGGGUUCGUGUUUUAACUACGCCUACUACUGAUCUUGGGAAAAUAUUGGCUUGCAUGCACGAUAUUGAAAUGGGGGGUGAGAUGAACAUAGCAGCUGGGAUUCAGGUUGCUCAAUUGGCCCUUAAGCAUCGCCAGAACAAAAACCAGCACCAAAGGAUAAUUGUUUUUGCUGGAAGUCCUUUGAAAAAUGAUAAGAAGGUGAUGGAGAUGAUAGGUAAGAAAUUGAAAAAGAACAGUGUAGCUCUUGAUAUUGUUAAUUUUGGUGAAGAAGAUGAUGGGAAGCCAGAGAAGUUGGAAGCACUUCUUGCUGCCGUAAAUAACAAUGAAAGCAGUCAUAUAGUUAAUAUUCCUCCUGGUCCAAAUGCUCUUUCUGAUCUACUUAUCAGCACACCCAUCUUCAAUGUUGAUGGUGGAGGAAGUGGCUUUGCAGCAGCGGCAGUGGCAGCUGCAGCUGGCAAUGUUUCUGACUUUGAAUUUGGUGUAGAUCCCAAUAUAGAUCCUGAGCUGGCUCUUGCCCUUAGGGUUUCUAUGGAAGAGGAGAGAGCAAGACAAGAAGCUGCUGCUAAAAAGGCUGCUGAUGAAGCUGUGAAAGAAGGAAAAGGAGAGGAGCCACCAUCCAGUUCACAGGAUGCAACAAUGACAGAGAAUUUUAACGCAGCUGCUGAAGCAACUGAGAAGACUGCUGAACCAAUGGAUGAGGAAAAUGCUUUACUACAACGGGCUUUGUCAGUGUCCAUGAAUACUACUGGGCCUGAUUCCUCUGUGGCUGAUGCUGUUAUGUCAGAAGCUAAUGAGGAUAAGGAGUUGGCCUUGGCUCUUCAAAUGUCCAUGCAGGAGGAUAUUAAAGAUCCAUCAAACCAGACAGAUAUAAGCAAGGUGUUAGGAGAUCAGUCUUUUGUCUCAUCUAUUCUUACAUCACUUCCAGGAGUUGACCCAAAUGAUCCUUCAGUGAAAGAUCUGAUUGCAUCUCUGCAAGGUCAACCUGAGUCGUCCCAACAGAAGAAAGAUGAAGAUGAGCCACCGAAGGCUGACAAGUGAAGAUACAAUGGCCUUGUAUCGUGGCAACUCAUAUGUUUCUCAUGGCAUAGUUCAAAUCAAGAUCGGAUGCAAACACAGCUCUUGGAGACAGCUAAAACCCUAUUGAAAUAUUGUGGCUUUUUUAUUUUCUGUUUUAGAGGCAGUUUGUUGGCUGUCAAAAGGUUGGAGUGAUUGGCUAUACCUUAAUGAAUGCUUUCAUGUAUCUUUUAGGAAUGGGAUUUCUAAUGACCUUGUGUUUUGCUUCAUUGAAGAAAGGACCAUUUAAAUUUGUUGUACGAAUCCUGUGCUCUAUGGUUUGGAUUGGAUUGAAUGGUAUAUUUUGAUUGAGCAA